This is a messenger RNA of Leptosia nina, 1995 nucleotides long. The record is from the annotation of a GenBank genome assembly. NCBI's taxonomy places the organism in Eukaryota, Metazoa, Arthropoda, Insecta, Lepidoptera, Pieridae.
AUGUCGACAGCACGCAGAGGAGGACCCCACAAUAUGGCAGGGUUUCAGGGAACAUCAACAAAAAUUGAGAGACCCAUCUUGUUCCAGACAGUCGGACGGAUAUUGGAGUUCGUCAAGAUCCAAUUCUUUACGAUAGCUACAUCUCUGACCCUCUUCAAUACUGUCCGGCUGCCCCGCGAAGCCUUCAAGUAUGGAGACAUUCAGUACCUGGUGGUCUACUCGGCUUGGCUGCUGGCUGUUGGAUUGCCCAGUUCUUUGCUGCAAAUGGCCAUGGGGCAGCUUAGUCAGCAAGAUGCUGUUGGGGUCUGGCGGGCUGUUCCUAUAUUUAGAGGUGUAGGCUACAUCAAAGUGCUGACAUCAUAUUUGUGCUGUAUCUACAGCAUGGUGUAUGUGUCUCUAUCAGCAGCUUAUAUGAUCUGGAUUGGGAAGGGCUCCUUUCCUCUAAGGGACUGCACUAAGAUACAGAUGACACCGGAUGGCUAUGAAAACAAAAUGAAUGCGUCCGAAUGUUUCAACACGACAUUUUUGGCGCCAUUUACCGAACAGCCGCAGUAUCUUGGAAUAAUGGCUAUUUUGAUAUUCAUUUUAUGGUUCUUCGUACCACUUAUGCUGAUCAACCUCCACAAAUCACUGAAAGUGUCCUUACUAGUUCUAUCACCAAUCAUAGUCGCACUAGCAGUUGUACUGUGCGUGUUUGUAUCUGAUGGAAGUGUUCUAACAAUUUCCUUGGAGACAGAGGACUGGUCGUUACUCACUCGUCCAUAUAUAUGGCAUAGUGGGUUAGUCCAGGCGUUGCUUUCAACAAGUAUUAUGAGUGGGUACUUAAUAAGUGCUGGUGGAACUUUGUAUAAGUAUUCAGAUGUCAGAUGGUCUUCUACCUUCAUAAUCAUAUCGAAUCUACUAUCAGGAUGGCUAUGCGUCUUCAUGUGGGAGUCCAUAGCUGGUGAAGGAAAUAAAGACAAGAGCUUUAUAGCAAUACUGGUGCUGAUCUACCAGUCAUCAGUAGCAGAAGCUAGAUCGAAGGAGUGGCCGCUUCUAGCAUUUGCCAUCGUUCUCGUUUCAGGGAUGAUUACAUUGUUACUUCUGCUAUUCCCCGUCUACGACAAACUGCAUCGCCUGUGUGGUGAUCAAUGGCGUCUCUUUGCGGCUGCCGCCUCGGCUCUUGGGACUGCGUUGACGGUCGUGGUACUGUCCAGAGGCAUUUCUGUAGCUGAAAUGCUCGACGAAUUAGUGGUGCCGGUGUUAGCUGCGGUGACGGUAACCUUCGAAGUUGUGGGUUUCGUGUUUAUAUACGGAUAUUUCUACCUCAAAUUUGACAUCAAGUUUAUAACGGGUACGAGACUACCGCGUAUCUGGAUGGUAACAUGGUGGUGUACUCCAAUCCUGGUGGUAGGUGUAACGGGUUGGUGGUUGCGAGCUGUCAUCAGAACUGCAUGGAGCCAGGGCCAAAGCUUAUGGCCAUUAGUGGGGGCAUUCAUAGCGAUUCUGGUAAUUCUGGUAAUUUUCGCCGGGAUAGCAGUCGCGAAAGAAGAGCAGUAUAAUUUGUUUGCCAAAAUAACAGCAGCGUUCCACUCCUCACGUCUCUGGGGACCAGAAGAUCCAAUGACACGCUACAUGUGGAUGUCCCAAAGGUUUUCUAACGAAACCUUCAGUAGCGAACCGGACGUUACAUCAGAGUCCAACAAUUAUGUGAACCUUCACAACGAUUAUACGAAGAACGAUAUGAAAAACGAUAAUUGGCUCAAAGAAGACCUCUAUCAGAUGGACGCAAAGAACAACUACAAUAUUGAAUAUCUAGGGAAAGACAAUCCAGCCUUUUCAGAUGCGAUAUACGCUGUACCAGCAAGUAAACGAAAGAAAGAAGAUACCUUCAGAUCGCCUAAUAUUUGUAUAGCGAAGGGACAGUUAGGUGGAGAAGUAAAUUGCAAUUGUAACAGGCAUUUCCAACUGAAUGUACCGGAUCUGAGGAAUAAUGAAAUAUCGACUAGUCUGUAG